AUGAAGACUAGCUCUCUCAUUUCCUUGCUUGGUCUGUCCGGCAGCACCAUGGCUGCAGCCGUAGCCAAGGGCAAUCACGAGCCCUUUGGCUACAAGUCCGGAUCAAAGGAGUCCAUUGCCAACCUGAAGGACAAGAUCGAGAAUGUUGUGUGGAUCCUGCUCGAAAACCGCGGAUUCGACAACAUCUUGGGUGGUGUAAAGAACCGCGGACUGGAUAACGUUGUCAACAAUGGUCCCUUCUGGAACCCCGAGAAAGUGAGUGAUGCCAACAGCAAGAAAUGGUACAGCCAGGCCAAGAACUACGACUCGGUUCUCCAUGACCCCAACCACUCCGUCACCGGAGUGAACUACGAGCUCUACGGCACCUAUAGCCCCGACAAUGAGGCUAUUGCCAACGGUACAUUGCAUGCCAAUCUGGAAGGCUUUGUCGAGCGCCAGAUGGUGUCCUAUCCCAGUAUCUCUGCCCAGCGAGCAACGGAGGAGGUCAUGGGCUACUACACCGAGGACGAGAUUCCAACCCUCGUUGACCUGGUUGACGAGUUUACCACCUUCAACUACUGGCACUCCUGUGUUCCUGGUCCCACCAACCCCAACCGUCUCUGUGCAAUUGCGGGUACACCUGACGGCCACGGCAGUAACGACGAAAGCUUCGACGUAUCCGGCAUCAGCAUCCCCAGCGUCUUCGAAGUCGCCUCGGAGAAGAACAUCUCAUGGCUCAACUACGACGGCACCAACGGCGCCUUCCAGCCAGACUCCAUGUUCUUCGACUGGACGGCCAAAAACGCCAAGAAGAACGUUGUCCCGCUCGAAAACUUCUUCCAGGACGCUUACCUCGGCCUCCUCCCCCAACUAUCAUACAUCAACCCCUCCUGCUGCGGCCUUAACACAAACUCCAUGCACCCAACCGGAAACGUCUCCUUCGGCCAGGUUCUCGUGAAACAAGUCUACGACGCCGUCCGCGCAAGCCCACAAUGGGACAAGACGCUUCUGCUCAUCACCUUCGAUGAAACAGGCGGGUUCUUCGACCAUGUCGCGCCCCCGCUGGCUGUUCGUCCGGAUGAUAAGAGCUAUACCGAGUCUGCGCCUGAUGGCAGUAAAUACACCCUUAACUUUGAUCGUCUGGGUGGACGGAUGCCGACUUGGUUGGUCUCGCCGUAUACGCCUCGUGGACAUGUUGAGAAUUACGGGACCGACCAGGUCACUGGGAAGUCGUCUUCGUACAGUGCUACUUCGGUGCUGAAGACUCUUGGGUACUUGUGGGAUUUGAAGGAUAUGAGUCCUCGUGUGGAACACUCGCCUGCCUUUGACCACCUUAUUGGCACGAAGGCGCGAAGGUCGACUCCAGCUACUCUUAAGAACCCUCAUCCGUUCCCCGAUGCUGUUUGA
Penicillium bovifimosum is the source of this 1386-nucleotide messenger RNA. Its product is annotated as putative phosphatidylglycerol specific phospholipase C. NCBI's taxonomy places the organism in Eukaryota, Fungi, Ascomycota, Eurotiomycetes, Eurotiales, Aspergillaceae. Gene Ontology annotation, biological process: phospholipid catabolic process. The transcript has 2 exons. The record is from RefSeq and is a predicted model, not a curated record. Gene Ontology annotation, molecular function: hydrolase activity, acting on ester bonds. The coding region runs from base 1 to 1386 and encodes 461 amino acids.